Molecule: messenger RNA, 342 nt
Organism: Paramuricea clavata
Lineage: Eukaryota; Metazoa; Cnidaria; Anthozoa; Malacalcyonacea; Plexauridae
Source: the annotation of a GenBank genome assembly
AUGGCUGAAAGCGUGUUAUCUCCUCCUACGAAGUUCAAUAUCGAAGCCGCAGAUGCAUACAUAGAAUGGAAAGCUUGGAUAGAGUCUUUUAAUAUCUAUGCUGUAGCGGUUGAGCUCGAAAAAAAGUCGGAUGGUGUCCAAACAGCGACAAUGCUGCAUUGCCUAGGGCCGGCGGUGCAAAGAAUCAUUAGAACAUUGCCCGGCAAGAAAGAAAGUUUUAAAGAGGCAGUUGAAGCUCUUGAAGGCUAUUUCGCGCCGAGAAGAAACGUCGUUGCUGAAAGACACAACACAAGUUUCGCAGUCGAAAACAAAAUGCUGAUGAGACAAUCGAUGCAUAUCUAA